AUGUCAGCAGUUAAGAAAAUCAAGUUAAGUAAGAUGGUUAAACAAAUUUGUACUCACUCCGGUUCUUUCCAUGCCGAUGAAUCCCUAGCUGUAUAUAUGCUAAGAUUAUUACCAGAAUAUAAAGAUGCCAAAGUGUGUAGAUCCAGAAACCCCGAGGAUUGGGAAGCCAGUGAUAUUGUUGUAGAUGUUGGUGCCAAAUAUGAUGGUGUCAAGUUUUUCGAUCAUCACCAUCGUGAAUUCACCGGUACUUUCUCUGAAAAAUAUCAGACAAAAUUAUCUAGUGCUGGUCUUGUAUUCAAACAUUUUGGUAGAGAUAUUAUCAAUCAAGUACUUGGUGGAAACGCUUCCAAGAAAGAUUUAGAUAUUCUUUAUGAGAAGGUUUACAAGAAUUUCGUCGAGGCAUUGGAUGCUAACGAUAACGGUAUUUCCCAAUAUAAUACUAAGGGUACUGAUAUCAAACCAAGAUUCAACGAAAAGGCCACUACUAUCCCAGGUAUCAUCUCUGGUUUUAACCCACGUUGGAAUGAAGACAGUUCCAACGAAACCUUCGAUAAAAAUUUCCAAAAAGCAUCAAACUUCAUUGGUGAAAUUUUUGUUGAUUUAGUGAAAGGUUAUGGUCUAGGUUGGUUACCAGCCAAGACAUUAGUUAGAAAAGCUGUGGAGUCUCGUAUGGAUGUCGAUGCAUCCGGCAAGAUUUUAUUGUUUGAUCAAUUCUGUCCAUGGAAGGAACAUCUAUACGAGAUUGAAAGAGAAUUAAAAAUCGAGAGCCAAAUCCAAUUCGUUUUGUUUGUGGAUUCUUCCAAUACAUGGAGAAUCUCCACUGUCCCUGUAUCUUCAGGAUCCUUCGAAUUCAGAAAGGGUCUCCCAGAAGAACUAAGGGGUCUAAGAGACGAGACUCUGAGCGAAAAGAGUGGUAUCCCCGGCUGUAUUUUCAUCCAUACAGCCGGUUUCAUUGGUGGUGCCAAGACCAAAGACGCCGUUCUCCAACUAGCCAGAAUGUCUCUAUAA
Messenger RNA from Maudiozyma barnettii, 1008 nucleotides. RefSeq names its product Myg1p (gene MYG1). NCBI's taxonomy places the organism in Eukaryota, Fungi, Ascomycota, Saccharomycetes, Saccharomycetales, Saccharomycetaceae. Bases 1 to 1008 code for a protein of 335 amino acids. Gene Ontology annotation, cellular component: nucleus; cytoplasm. The transcript has a single exon. The record is from RefSeq and is a predicted model, not a curated record.